Molecule: messenger RNA, 1711 nt
Organism: Polychytrium aggregatum
Lineage: Eukaryota; Fungi; Chytridiomycota; Chytridiomycetes; Polychytriales
Exons: 6
Coding region: 389-1669 (426 amino acids)
Biological process (GO): protein prenylation
Cellular component (GO): cytoplasm
Molecular function (GO): protein prenyltransferase activity
Source: RefSeq, a predicted model, not a curated record
UGUCGAUUGAGUCCCAAUCUCACCCAAACAUCAUCGGUCUGGUGGCUAUCCUGUAGCAAUCACCUCGCCGUGUGCCGAGCUCUUCGGUCAUCCCUGUCCUGCUUUCUCUGACCGCUUCUCCUGCCAAAGACUUGUCCCUGUGUCUCAGCGCUCUCAUCUGCACUUCCAAAAUCGAUCUUGCUCCCAACAGUGGUCAUAAUGUCGGGCUCGCCAUCCAUAUCUCCAUCUCCAUCUCCAUCUCCAUCUCCAUCCAUAUCUCCAUCUCCAUCUCCAUCCAUAUCUCCAUCCAUAUCUCCAUCUCCGUCUGCAUCUCCGUCGUCAGAGUCGAGGCCCUUGUAUCCCAGCACCUCUCCUCCGAUUCCCUUGCUCCACACCCUUCCCCGACAGUAUGCCUCCUCCAACUUCGUCACUCAAUCUUUGCUCUUCGUUUUCCUGCACCCGUGAUUCACACCGCAGCUCUUCUCUUCAAGUUUUUGAUAUGUUCCCUCACGAGAUAUCGGUUUACAACCGCCUCGUUGCUAUUCUUGAGUCAGGGGACGUUCGAAUUCAGGAAAUUGGGUUCGUCCCCACCGACUGCAUCCCCUCCGACGACAAUCCGAACUACCCGUUCGUGCUUAUCGAUGACAAUCUCGGGAUCUCUACCGAUAGUAUCUCCCUGCUCUUUGAAGUUGCGUCUGCCAUCUUCCAAUCGUCCAGGAAGCUCUUUCGACAGCAAUCCCAGUCCAUUCGAGAACUCUGCCAGUCGUCCAAAAUCCUUGUCCUCCUCAACCCAGAGAUCUACUCCGUAUGGAAUGCGAGAAAGGACCUUUUAUCUUCAGGGUUAUUGCAGCUGCAACCAGAACUGGAACUCUUGACACUUGUCUUCUCCAAGUUUCCAAAGAGUACCCAGGGAUGGAAUCAUCGUCACUGGAUCAUGCGGCGCUUGAAGUCUUCUCUCACCGACCAAGAGUUCCAUCGUCACUGUCAAUGUGAACUCGAUGUUUGCGAUCGUGCAUCCGAACGCCACAAGACAAACUACCACGCUUGGACUCAUCGGCGCAAAAUUGUCGACAUGUGUCCUGCUCUGAUUCCUCAAGACCUGAUCCUGAGCAAACGAUGGUGCCAGUCACAUCUGUCCGAUUACAGCGGAUGGCAUCACCGCCAGUCGCUCCUGAGGGAUGCGUUUACAUCAGAAUCACCCACUAAUCAGUUCAGCUGGAUCGAGGAGUGCAUAUUCAUCGAAGAGAGCAUUCAAAAAUAUCCCGGAUACGAAGCUCUGUGGCUCCACUUGCGGUUUGUUGUCGGUCAAAUGCUCACUCCGCUCCUGAGCCAGUCCGACUCAUCCGUGGAUCCCCGCACACCUCUUGAGGACGAACGGCGAUUACUAUGGGGUCGCUUUUGUUCUUCGAUCACAAGCCUCAAGAAUCCCGCCGAAAUGCGAGCACUACACCCCACCGAAGCGUCGAUUCCGGAUAUUUUGAGCCAUAUUCUUGAUUUCGUAGCGUUGCGCGCGCAAACAGAUGAAACAGCUCAGGGUCUGGAUCAAGAUCGGAAGCUAGCUCAGCGAAAGUAUGCCCUCCUGCUUGCACUCUGGAUCGGUCAGGCUCUCAAAUUGAACAAAGAAGAAACAAAGCCCGUUUCAGCGAGGCUCUAUGAAACAGGAUUGGUCGUUGCCAAGUACUGGCGUUAAGCUCGGUUCCGGUGAAUACAAUUCUCUUUUAGCCCUCAAAUA